Molecule: messenger RNA, 2869 nt
Organism: Tachysurus fulvidraco (yellow catfish)
Lineage: Eukaryota; Metazoa; Chordata; Actinopteri; Siluriformes; Bagridae
Gene: ephx2
Product: epoxide hydrolase 2, cytoplasmic
Exons: 19
Coding region: 100-1755 (551 amino acids)
Biological process (GO): cholesterol homeostasis; phospholipid dephosphorylation
Cellular component (GO): peroxisome
Molecular function (GO): lipid phosphatase activity; magnesium ion binding
Source: RefSeq, a predicted model, not a curated record
CUUUUCCAUAUACUGAGCAGAGCGAUUACUUCUGUGCUGGUGCUCAGAAACUGUUCUGUUGCUCUUCUAUGGUAACUGAAAAGGUAACUUUUUUCCACAAUGAAGAAAGCUGUGCUGUUUGGCUUGUGGGGCUGUGUUGUAACUCCUCACCCUCUCCAGCCUUUACACAAAUUUAAAGCAUGUUCAAACACUAAGAGGGAUUUCAUAUCAAACUCGACUGACAAAGAAGGCAGUGAGAAUGCUCUUGUUCGUGCUGAACGAGGGAUAGUCACCCUUUCUCAGAUGUUUGCAGAGCUGGACUCUGAGUGUGAAAAAGAGGCAGUCAGUGAGAACCUGACAGCCCAAAAGCUCUAUGAUGAGAUAACAAAGGUGGAGAUUAAUAAAAAUAUCCUCAAUACUGCUGCCACACUCCAGAGAAAUGGAAUAAAAACUGGUGUUGUGACCAAUAUCUGGGUUGAUGACUCUCCUCAGAGGGACAGUGUUGCUAAGAUUCUCUCAGUGCUGGAAAGCUGUUUUGAUGUGGUAGUACGCUCUUGCCACACUGGGUCAAGACUUCCUGAACCUGAGAUAUUCCACACUGCCUUGGAUACAUUGAAUGUUAAACCUAACCAGGCUAUCUGGUUGGACAUUUGUGAGGAGAAUGUUCAGGCAGCUGAAAGGUUGGGAAUGACAGCUAUUAAGAUUUCUGAUAUCAGUGCAGCACUGGUGGAAAUAGAGAACUUAACAGGGAUAAAGGUUACCAGUGAACAACGGCCUCUCUGCUGUAAUCCUGAAGAGGUCACCCAUGGAUAUGUCACUAUUAAGCCUGGUCUGAAGAGCCAUUUUGUGGAGAUGGGGGAUGGUCCUCCAGUCCUGCUGUUCCAUGGAUUCCCAGAAAGCUGGUUUUCCUGGAGAUAUCAGAUUCCUGCCAUGGCUAAUGCUGGAUUCAGGGCUAUUGCUAUAGACCUAAAAGGUUUUGGUGACUCGACUGCUCCAGCAGAUAUUGUGGAGUAUUCUCAAGAAAAUAUUUUACAGGAACUGGUGACCUUUCUGGAUAAGAUGGGCCUUACUCAGGUUACUGUGGUGGGUCAUGACUGGGGUGGUGUGUUUGCAUGGAACAUGGCUCUUUAUUACCCAGAGAGAGUGAGGGCUGUGGCUUCCCUCAACACUCCUCUUUUCCCUGUGGAUCCAAACAAACAUCCAAUGCAGACAAUUAAGUCUAUACCAGUCUUUGAAUAUCAGAUCUACUUCCAGGAGCCGGGUGUAGCAGAGGCUGAGCUGGAGAAGAAUCUAGAGAGAACUUUCAAACUGCUGUUCACUGCUAGCGAUGAGACUGAUACACAUCCUCAAGUGGAUUUGACUGGAGUUUGCAAGAGAGGUGGUCUGUUUGUAGGACUGCCAGAAGAAGUUCCCAGAAGUGCUAUUCUGAGUGAGGCAGAGCUGCAGUACUACGUCCAGCAGUACAGGAAAGGUGGCUUCAGGGGGGCUCUGAAUUUGUAUCGGAAUGGAGAGAGGAACUGGCGCUGGAUGUGUUCGAGGCCAAGGGGCAAGAUCCUAAUGCCAGCUUUGAUGGUGACUGCAGGGAAGGACAAGGUGCUUCUGCCCAGUUUUUCCACCGGCAUGGAGAAAAUUAUUCCCAAGUUAUCAAGGGCUCAUAUAGAAAACUGUGGACACUGGACCCAGAUGGAGAGACCUGCUGAGACCAACAAAAUUCUGAUCUCCUGGCUGAAAGAAAUACACCAGGAAAACUCAAUUCCUUUCUUUCCAAAGCUAUAACGUUGUUACAAUAUCAUUGCUUAAGACUGAAAGCUUAGAGGCUAGAUACCUACAACUGGGAAUUGCUUUAAUGUUUUUUAGUAUAUCAUACUUUUUAUUUUUAAAACAUUUAUUUUUUAAAAUCUUUAUACAAGACAAAACAAUAAAUGACUGUAUGUUUGUAAUAACCAGCAUCUUCAACUCCAACCUUUUUGAGGAGAUGCACAUAUCACUUUCCUGAUAAACCCAAAAGUAUUAGUCCCGUUCCAGCUUUACAUCAAAUCCAGCAAUCAGCUCAUUUAAAGCUUUCACUAUUAUCAGGACUGGAAAUGAGACAAUGGCUGUCAUUUCCUUAGGCGUAGCUUUGAUUAGACAGUCAUGGAAACCAGUCUCUAAGAACACAGUGCAGGUCUAUUGUUGAUUAGUGUGACCUGAGCCUGGCCUUUUUAAUCAAGUGAGGAGAAUUAAAAAGGGCCAAAGGUACAGUAGCACUAGUCUCUCUAGUAAAAUAAAAACACAUCAAAGGAAAUGGCUUGGGGUUGAAGAUUUACUUAAUUUUAGAGCAUUCAUGGCUACUUUUAAUAAUGCUACUGACUCAGGAAACAAUGCUGAAUUCAAAUGUAUGUACUUAAUUUGUAUAAUAGGAAAAAUAUGGCCAUUGUAUCAUUUAUGUUUUUGUACUUUGAAUACAUUUCGAUUAAGGAUUAGGUUUGGAUAUGAGAUGAUAGAAUAUGAUGUGUGAAUGAAUGCUGCCCUGCAAUAGUUUGUUGUCCCAUUCGAGAUGAAUGCUCUAUAACUAAAUGUUAAAUACACACCUGUUAAUAAACUGGUCAUUUAUUGUGUGAUUUAGCAAAUACAGAGAUGAUGUUUGAGAAAUUUGAAAUUUGAAAGCAUUACCCCAUGUUGGAUCCAGGGACCUUGACCAGGAGAGGUGGCUACUGAAAAUGAAUGAAUGAAUAAAUAAAUAGAUACGUCCUGUGUUUUCACAACAGCAUACACAUAGUCUGAAAUGUUUUGGACCCAGUAUAACUUGGCUAAGAAAUCUAUGUAAGGACAACCCUACAGCUUCCACACAGAGGUGUCUGAUGCUUAGUUUCUCAUUCUGCUAAGGAUGAAUAAAACAAUAUCAGCAAUA